Pyricularia oryzae 70-15 is the source of this 2250-nucleotide messenger RNA. RefSeq names its product serine palmitoyltransferase 2. Gene Ontology annotation, cellular component: serine palmitoyltransferase complex. Gene Ontology annotation, molecular function: serine C-palmitoyltransferase activity; pyridoxal phosphate binding. The transcript has a single exon. Lineage: Eukaryota; Fungi; Ascomycota; Sordariomycetes; Magnaporthales; Pyriculariaceae. Gene Ontology annotation, biological process: sphingosine biosynthetic process; ceramide biosynthetic process. The record is from RefSeq and is a predicted model, not a curated record. Bases 1 to 2250 code for a protein of 749 amino acids.
AUGGACAAGCUUGGCGAGCUAGUCUAUCUGGGGCUGACUCGCCUCCAAGUCGUCCUGCUCUCAAGCCCUCUAGCAAGAAGCUUCAGGACCGAGCAGUCAUGUUCAUCGUGGUCAGGCCACAAAUUCGGCCCCGUGUCAGUCCAGGGGCUAUUCAACACCCACUACAUCGAGCCCAUGUUCCUCUGGUGGGGCAUGAACACCCGCAUCCUGCUCGGUCCGUCCGUCGGCCGCGUGCCCGUGCGGGACUCGUUCGGCAAGGACAUGACGAGCUGCAUCAACGGCGCCUCUCACAACUAUGCCGGCUCGUAUCUGUUGACCAAGGGCGCGGAAGCCGUCCACCGCCUGUGCCUGGACAAGAUCCCCGUCACGGUCGACUCGGGUCCUCUGUACGAUGCGGCUCGUCGGGAGCUCGCCGCGUUCUGGUCGGCCGACUUUUGCGUCCCCACCACCACGGGCUACGGGUCAAACUAUCUGGCCAUGCCGCGGGUGCUGGCCAUGCUCCGUCAGCGCGGGGACACGGUCGCCGUGUUUUGCGAUGAGCACUGCCACAACUCCAUCUUCACCGGCGUCUUCCUCGCCAUGGGCCAGCUGGACGGAGUGAGCAUGCGCCGCUUCGCCCACAACGACGAUGCCCAGCUGGAGGGGAUGCUGCGCGACAGCACAGCCGCCGUCAAGCUGGUCGUGGUCGAGGGCCUCUACAGCAUGGAGGGCAGCGUACCUCCGCUGCGGGAGCUGGCCAGGCUCAAGGAGACCUACGGCUUUGUCCUCUACUGCGACGAGGCGCACUCGUUCUUGUCGCUCGGCAGGACGGGCCGCGGUUGUUUUGAACACGCCACCGACUCUGGGCGGAUAUCGAUCCCCGACCCGGUCGACCUGCGCACCUGGACUCUGUCCAAAGCCGUCGGCGGUAUCGGAGGCUGCAUCGCCGGCAAGGCGGAAUUCGCAUCGUGCUUUGACAGCGUGCCACCCCAGCCCAUCUCGGCCGCCACGCUGGUCCAAGCACUGUGGGUCAUGAGACAACCCGACCUGGUCCGCCGGAACCUGGCCCGCCUCUCGGCGACUGCCGACUAUUGCCGUCGCGAGCUUGCCCGCCGAGGCGUCUUUGUCUUUGGCGGUCCCAACGACGCCACUCCCAUCGUUCCGGUGUGGACUGGAAGGUCCAGCACGGCGGCGCGCUUCUCCUACGAGCUGCGGCGCCGCGGCGUCUUGGCCAGCCCCAUAACCACCCCCGCCGUUCCAUUCUGGGAGAGCCGCGUCCGCGUCAACCUCUCUGCGGAUUUCGACGCCGCAGAUGCGGCCAAGCUGGUCUCCACCAUCGUGGACGCCGCAAAAGAGACGGGAGUCAUCUCGCGGGCUGGCACGUACGAGGCUGCAGCAGAGCAAAAAAUGCGCCUGGCCCGAGAACACAAGAGCAUGGCCUCCGACGAGGCGCCCGCCGCCUUUGCCUCCAUCGCAGCCCUCAUCCACCAGCAGGCGCAGCUCCAGCCGCAGACCAGGACCCAAGCCCUGACCAACGUCGGCCACGCCGCCCGCCAGCGCUACGGCGUCGCUUCCGGCGGCUCGCGCUGGAUCUCGGGCACCUUCCCCCCGCACGUCUCCGUCGAGAGCCUGGUCGCCGCGGCCGCCGGCGCCGAGGCGGCAAUGACCUUUCAGGACGUCGGCGUGCUGGUGGCCUCGACCGUCGCCGCGCUCGCGCGCCCCGUGCUCGGCGCAAAGCGGCACGUCAUGCUCGUCCCCGCCCGGCCCGAGAGCGCCCGCGUCGAGGACGGCCUGCUGCUGAUCCCUCCGUCUGCCAUGGCCGGGGGCCGGCUGCGGGUGGUGCGGUACGCCGACGUCGGGGAUCUGGCCCGCUGCGCGGUGGAGGCUGGCGGGGGCAAGAAUACCUGCGUCACUCUGUACCUGGAGCUGACGGACCGCGUGUCGGUAGAGGCUGUGCGGUCGACGGUCCACGAGGCGGUUCGGCUGCUCGGCAACAGGGCCAUAACCGUUCUGCUGCGCGACGCCCGGACGGCAAAGUCGUGGCCUGAGAUUGUCAACCUCGCCGAGGUGAUUCCGCGUGGCGGACGCAUCCACGGCCUGCUGUUCGGGACGUGCGUCGCCGCCGACGUCGAGGUUGGAUACCUGGCCGGGUCGGAGAGUCUAAUCAGGGAGCUGCGGUACACGAGCCGCGGGUACAUGUACACCACCUCGAUGCCGCCUUUUGUGGUGGAUAUGAUGGUUGCCGCGUUGGGUGGGCAAGCAGGUCGAUAA